Messenger RNA from Knipowitschia caucasica, 279 nucleotides. NCBI's taxonomy places the organism in Eukaryota, Metazoa, Chordata, Actinopteri, Gobiiformes, Gobiidae. The record is from the annotation of a GenBank genome assembly.
AUGGCUGCUGGCCCGCUCUGUCCUGCAUCCUCUCACAACUGCCACACUUCCUGUGCCGCCAUUAAUCUUCCCUCACUACUCCUGCAGCACAACUUUAUUAAAACAACUCAAGAGAGAGCCAACAACAAGCACGCCGCAGCUGUCAGGAGCAAAAGACAGAACCAUCCGUCCACACGAGAAGGGGCCCGCAUUUUGAGACGCAUCUGUAAAACAACUGGAGUAAGGAUACAGUCGGGCUUUGAAGAGCUCGCCGCCGAAGUGGUGGAGGAGGCGCGGUAA